GCCAGGCCAAACACUCUGACCUAAAAUCCUCACGUGGACAACCUUUUAGCUCCUAACUAUUCACCUCACCUACAGAGAGACGCAAUUAGUUUUAAAGCCGCAUUUCAACUGAUUAUACCUAGAAAACACCUCAGUCUCGUUGCAGGAAGCAGUUGGGAACCGGCUUUAGAGUCGACUAAAAAAAACCUAAGCCAUUUUGCAGUUGGGACUUCCUCCGUCCGGCGCGCUACUUCCAUGCGGUUGGCGUGACACCAUGCCCGCGUCAGCGCCCUACUCGCCCACGCCACUCAACUCCUCGCCUCUCCCCAAGCGUCCGUCAGACGGCUUUGAGGCCCUCAAAGCACCCAGAGGAUCAGCCUGGGGGACACUGGUGGCGGCGCUAGCGGUGGUGGUGCUGCUGGCGUGCGCACCCCUCUCCUGGCGCCUCAGCACCAAGCCCUGGCGGCCCCACCUGUACCCGCCGGUCUGCCGCCCGCCCACCCACGUGCACGCCCAGGCGGAGCAGCUUCCACGGGUGUUCAUGUUCAUCGGGACUGAGGGGAGCGGGCACGACCUGUUUGAAUACAUCUUCAGCUACCUCCCAGUGAACAUCAGCAUCGACCGCUUCAACCCCGACCUGCACCUGACCUCGUCACCGCAGCAGAAGGUGGCGACUGCUCAGGACCCCACCGGCGCCACGGUGGACUGUCCCAAGCUGCCAUACCCCCGGCACGUCUACGACUUUGGCGUGCGCAUGUCGUCCACACUCAAGGCGAAACUGCAGGACACCAACUACUAUCUGAGGGCCAGGGACCCCUUCCCCAUGGGCCGCAUUCGGACACCCCUGGCUCGGCCGGACCUCAUCUCACUUGCCACCUUCCACGGCAUUCUGUACAAUCUCAAGCUCGUGGUGCUCGUGCGCAACCUUACAGACACGGUGCUCUGGUCGGUCCUCCGCCGCUUCCACAAUGACGACGUGGGGCUGCAGGCGCGGCUGAUAGAGGACAGCAUGGUCUACAUUGAUGCUUCGCUCAGGGCUCUCCCGUGCGGCACGUUCAGCCUCAUAGACGUGGAUGCACUAGUCAAGAGACCCAAGACCGCCUCUGCUUCCCUGGCUCAGUUCCUUGGCCUGCCAGGAGUGGCAAAAGAAGAGGUGUUCAGCGCCAUACAGCGCGGCAAGGAGAAGUGGGAGCCGACCCUCACAGUGCAGAGCGGCCUGGGUGCCACGGCUGACGGCGACGAUGCUGCAGAGGUCACGUUUGACGGGCAAGCGCUCGAGGUGUUUUUUCAGCAGCGGGUGGGGCUGUGGCCGCUGCUGGAAGCAGCCAAGGGGAAGCCGGUGUUCGUACCGCACACCCCGCAGGACUGGCCCCUCGAAUGAUUCUCUAGGGCCCUUUGACUUCCCAAGUCACUUCUGGCGAGCAUGCAUUUGCGGUGUUUCUCUGCCAAGGUAGGGGAAGCCGGUCUUUUAGUGCCGCACGCACACACCCCGCAGGGUUGGCCUCUGUCAUGGGUUGACUUGGUGAUCGCACAUGAUGCAUCGCAGCCGGCCCAUGAGACUGGCCUUUCAAGCAGAAGGCUGGGUUGCUGUUUAGAGGUGCUAUCACUCAUUCUGUCUGCCAUCUCAUUCUACUGUAGAGUGCAGUAUCCUAUUGGCCCAUGGAAGAGUAGCCUCCAUUGUAUAUCACUUGCGUUGCAGGUCUAACCUGUCCUUUUUUCUGGGUGCAAUACAUUUCCGAAAUUUCU
This is a messenger RNA of Closterium sp. NIES-67, 1725 nucleotides long. NCBI's taxonomy places the organism in Eukaryota, Viridiplantae, Streptophyta, Zygnematophyceae, Desmidiales, Closteriaceae. The record is from the annotation of a GenBank genome assembly.